Messenger RNA from Juglans microcarpa x Juglans regia, 1410 nucleotides. Its product is annotated as protein ORANGE, chloroplastic. NCBI's taxonomy places the organism in Eukaryota, Viridiplantae, Streptophyta, Magnoliopsida, Fagales, Juglandaceae. The record is from RefSeq and is a predicted model, not a curated record. The coding region runs from base 70 to 1038 and encodes 322 amino acids. The transcript is spliced from 9 exons.
GUAUACAGAAUCCAGGGAGUUACAACUUAUAGAGAGACUCAGAGAGAGAGUUGAGACGCAACUCAGACGAUGCUGUGGUCGGGUCGAGUGUUGGCGGUCUCGUACCCGGUAAAGCCGCCUUUUCCGUACAAUUUUCCUCAUUGGAGCGCCAAAUUUUGUGAUGUAAAACCUAAGCUCCACCCGAGAUGGCGACCCAGGGCCGCCUACCCUGAACCCUCCUCCUCCUCCUCCUCCUCUUCUUCUUCUUCUUCAUUUGCUGCCUCCAUAGAAUCCGAUCCUACCGACAAGAACGCCUCCGGAUUCUGUAUAAUAGAAGGCCCUGAAACAGUGCAAGACUUUGUCAAAAUGGAAUUGCAAGAGAUUCAGGAUAAUAUUCGUAGUCGUCGGAACAAGAUUUUCUUGCAUAUGGAGGAGGUUCGCAGGCUGAGAAUACAACAGAGGAUUAAAAAUGCAGAACUUGGAAUUUUAAAGGAAGCUCAAGAGAAUGAACUUCCUAAUUUUCCAUCAUUCAUUCCAUUUUUGCCUCCUUUGAGUUCAGCAAACCUUAGGCUGUAUUAUGCCUCCUGUUUUUCUCUUAUUGCUGGGAUUAUCAUUUUUGGCGGCCUCCUAGCACCUACUUUGGAGCUUAAGUUGGGAAUAGGAGGCACAUCAUAUGAAGAUUUUAUCCGAAGUGUGCAUCUACCAAUGCAGUUGAGUCAGGUUGAUCCAAUUGUGGCAUCAUUCUCUGGAGGAGCAGUUGGGGUCAUCUCAGCAUUAAUGAUAGUUGAAAUAAACAAUGUAAAACAGCAGGAGCAUAAAAGAUGCAAAUAUUGUCUCGGAACUGGAUAUCUUGCUUGCGCUCGCUGUUCAAGCACUGGAGCGCUAGUUCUCACUGAACCAGUGUCAACAGUCAGUGGUGGAGUUCGGCCUCUAUCACCACCGAAAACAGAAAGAUGCUCAAAUUGUUCAGGAUCUGGAAAGGUUAUGUGCCCCACGUGCCUAUGUACUGGAAUGGCAAUGGCAAGUGAACAUGAUCCUCGGAUUGAUCCUUUUGACUAGAGCCGCGUCAUCGAGUUGAUGGGAAGGAGGGAUAGAGAGGAAUCGGAGAUAAUUGAAAGGAGGAAUCACUUCGUUUCGGGUCUGUUUGGUUGCUGAGAAAAUUGUGAAGGAAGGGGCCCAAUGUUCACAGGCAUCUGCAUCCGAGUCGGUGGAUGUGCCCACGUGAGAGGCUUUCAUGGCCUCCAUUCACUCGGCUUCGGGCCACUCCAAAAUACAGCAAUUCCCUUUAUUUUUCCUGUCAGUUUUUUUUUUUUUUUUUUUCCCUGAGUAAUGAGUUUGUUAUUAACUGUUUUCAGCAUAUAUUGAAACUUAUUUUAGAAGUCCGCACUAUAUAAUGAAUGCUUUGAAAAUCUUUGUCUAAUUUUUCAUCCA